This is a messenger RNA of Morchella sextelata, 14802 nucleotides long. RefSeq lists its product as uncharacterized. The record is from RefSeq and is a predicted model, not a curated record. Gene Ontology annotation, cellular component: nucleus; preribosome, large subunit precursor. The coding region runs from base 1 to 14802 and encodes 4933 amino acids. NCBI's taxonomy places the organism in Eukaryota, Fungi, Ascomycota, Pezizomycetes, Pezizales, Morchellaceae. Gene Ontology annotation, biological process: rRNA processing; ribosomal large subunit assembly. Gene Ontology annotation, molecular function: ATP binding; ATP hydrolysis activity. The transcript has 10 exons.
AUGGACUACACUGUCUCCGAUGCCCACUUCCUCUCCACGGCCUCCGGCCUCCUCCCCCCCGACACAAUUGCGCUCCUCAGCUCCCGCACCACAAGCACACAACUCUACCUCAGCACACUCUCGCGCCUCGCGCUCCGCCCCGACCUCACCGCCCAUGUCUUUUCCAGCUACGAGCCGCUCUUUCCCGACCUCUGCGCCAGAUGGCGCGACACAACCACAACGGCAUCGGAAAUCGCAUGUGCGUUUGCGCGGGUGCUGCCGCUGGCGCCGUAUCUGGCGGAUGUAGCGGAAGAGUUUCUGACCCCGGGGUCAAUUGCGCUGGAAGAUGGUCUGGAAGUGCUGCUGGCGCUGUGGAGAUUGCUAGUGUUUAGGAGGGAGAGCUUUGUGAGGUUGGUACAGAUGGAGAGCGUGGCGCCGCUGCUGAGGCAUAAAGAGCCCGCGGUGAGGUAUUUGGCGGUGAGGGUUAUGUGUAUAUUUCUCAAGGCGUCGGACUCGACGAGGGAGAAGAUGUUUGCGCAGUAUGGCGUGGGCAAUGAGGCAGAGGAAAAAGUGAUUGGUGUCUGGGAGGGGAAGGAGAUGGAUUACGGGUUUUUGGUUCUCAUGGAGAACAAACGCCUCGAAAAACUAUCCCAAGAAGUGCUAAACGCAAAACUACAGACCCUCUCACCAACCUCAGAGCGCAGAAUAAUCCCCACAGACGCACUAUCACCACUGACCGCCGACCUCUGCGGCAUCCUCACACCCCGCCUCCGCGGGCCCCCCUCAACACCCUCUAAAAUAAUUGAUACCCCCAUCACCCGCCACAACAUCCAUGCCACGGCCGUCUCCCUGCGCUCCUCCUCCCCAACCCUCAUCACCGGCCCUGCCGGCUCCGGAAAGACCUUCCUCGUCCACCAGAUUGCACACACACUCAACACACUCAACACCCUAAUCUCGAUCCAUCUCGGUGACCAGACAGACGCAAAGCUGCUGGUGGGCGCAUACACCACCGCCGACACCCCCGGCUCGUUCGAAUGGCGUCCGGGCGUCUUGACGACCGCCGUGAAAGAGGGAAGAUGGGUCCUUGUCGAGGACAUUGACAAAGCGCCGACAGAGGUCCUCUCGGUCCUCCUCCCGCUCAUGGAGCGCGGCGAGCUCGUGAUCCCGAGUCGUGGGGAGACGAUAGUUGCUGCGCGCGGGUUCCGGCUUAUUGCGACUAUGAGGACCGCUAGCACUACUAACAGUACGAAACAGGAUUCACUGCACAUCCUCGGUAGCCGUCUCUGGAACCGUGUGGACUAUAAGCAACCGGACGAGACCGAGCUGUACACAAUCGUCACCGUCCGCUUCCCCGCUCUGACCGCUGUCGCACCAUCACUCCUGCGCGUCUACAAUACCAUCCAGCACCACUACCGCGAGCCCUCAUUCUUCGCGCUCAGCAAGACAUCCCUCGGCCGCCAGAUCUCGCCAAGGGACCUGAUAAAAUGGGCCACCCGAAUCGACGCCCUCUUCACCUCUGCCGGCUCCAACGGCGAAGUCAUCCCCGACGGCCUGUACGACGAGAUCUUCAUGGAAGCCGUCGACUGCUUCGCCGGGUCCCUGCAGACCCUCGAUGCGCGCCACCUCGUGAUCCGCAAAAUUGCAGACGAGAUGCUGAUCCCGCCGCAGCGCGUAGACCUCUUCCUGAACGGGCACAUCCCGGCGUACAACGCCAGCGACAAGACGCUAGCCAUCGGGCGCGCAAGGCUCAAGAAACGCAAGCGCAGCAAGCGCGCGCAGGCGCAGAAGCGGCCGUUUGCGACGACGAACCAUGCGUUGCGGCUGCUGGAGCAGGUCGGAGUUGCAGUGCGCGGCGGGGAGCCCGUGUUGUUGGUUGGCGAGACGGGGACGGGGAAGACGACGGUGGUGCAGCAGAUGGCGGAUCUGUUGGGGUAUGGGCUCACGGUGAUGAAUCUGUCGCAGCAGACGGAGAGCGGGGAUCUGUUGGGCGGGUAUAAACCGGUGGAUGUGCGCACGCUUGCGGUCCCGCUGAAGGAGGUGUUUGAGGAGCUGUUUGAGAAGACGUUCUCGCUGAAGAGGAAUAAACGCUUCUUGGAGGUGCUGGCGAAGUGUUGGGGAAAACAGCAGUGGAAUAGAGUCAUCACCCUCUGGGGCGAGGCCGUGAAGAUGGCGGACCAGUUCUUUGCCGCUCCGACGCCAGAGGCCCAGGACGGCGAGGACCAGCCAAAGAAGAAGAGGAAGAUAGAUUCAAUGGAUAAGCCCGCUCUGCAAGCACAAUGGACGCGGUUCGCGAGUGAUGUCGCAACACUAGAGAGACAAAGCUCACAGAUCAGUAAGAGCUUCGCAUUCAGCUUCGUAGAGGGAAGUCUGGUUAAGGCCGCCCGAAACGGGGACUGGGUGCUUCUUGACGAAAUAAAUUUGGCAGCACCAGACACAUUGGAGAGUAUUGCAGAUCUGCUCAAGGAUGGAAAGGACGGCGAUGUCAGGAGCAUCCUACUCUCGGAGAAGGGCGACGUAGAGAGAGUGAAGGCGCAUCCGGACUUUCGCAUCUUUGCCUGUAUGAACCCCGCUACCGAUGUUGGAAAACGUGAUCUCCCGAGCGGGCUGCGCAGUAGGUUCACGGAGCUCUAUGUAGUCUCGCCGGACCAAGACUUAGGGAACCUGUUAGCGAUUGUGAGGGAGUACCUUGGACCGCUUGUUGCCGGGGAUGAGAGAGCUGUUGCAGACGUUGCGGGGCUCUACAUGGAGGCGAAAAAGCUCUCAGAGGGACAGAGACUCGUAGACGGUGCGAACCAGAGACCGCAUUUCAGCAUGAGAACCCUCACGAGGACGCUCAGUUACGUAGUCGAGAUUGCGGGGGUGUACGGUCUGCGCAGAAGUCUGUAUGAAGGCUUCUGUAUGAGCUUUCUCACCCUACUUGACCGCACUUCCGAAGCCGUGCUGCUGCCGGUGAUCGAGAAGUUCAUUCUGGGGAACCAGAGGAACGUUCGGAGUCUCGUCUCGCAGAUCCCGAGAAGGCCUGUCGGCGCAAAUGGAGAGGAUUAUGUGCAGUUUAAACACUACUGGAUGGCGCGCGGAACCCAAGAGGUGGAGGAGCAGCCGCACUAUAUCAUAACGCCCUUCGUCGAGCGGAACAUGCUCAACCUUGUGCGUGCCACGGCCACCCGCCGCUUCCCGGUCCUCAUCCAGGGCCCGACAUCGAGCGGAAAGACGAGUAUGAUUGAGUAUCUCGCGAAACGCACCGGCCACAAGUUCGUCAGGAUUAACAACCACGAACACACUGAUCUGCAGGAAUACCUAGGAAGCUAUGUCUCGGACAACACGGGCACCCUGCGCUUCCAGGAGGGAAUCUUGGUGGAGGCGCUGCGCAAGGGGUACUGGAUCGUUCUUGAUGAGCUCAACUUGGCGCCUACCGAUGUUCUCGAAGCCCUCAAUAGGCUUCUCGAUGACAAUCGCGAGUUGAUGAUCCCCGAAACACAGGAAGUCGUGAGGCCGCACAAGGAGUUUAUGCUCUUUGCAACACAGAACCCGCCCGGGCUGUACGGAGGGCGUAAAGUGCUCAGCAGGGCGUUUAGAAACCGAUUUUUGGAGUUGCACUUUGAUGACAUUCCCGAGGAGGAGCUGGAGACGAUUCUGCGCGAGAGAUGCGGCAUUGCGCCGAGCUAUUGUGCCAAGAUUGUAAAGGUUUAUAAGGAACUAUCGGUGCUACGACAAUCAACUAGAUUAUUUGAGCAGAAAAACAGCUUCGCAACGCUGCGUGAUCUAUUCCGAUGGGCAAAUCGCGAAGCCGUUGGAUACCAGCAGCUCGCCGACAAUGGGUACAUGCUCCUCGCAGAGCGCGUCCGCAAAGAGGACGAGAAACUCGCGGUGAAGAGGGUGCUCGAGGAGGUGAUGCGGGUCAAGAUUGACGAGGCGGCACUCUACUCGCCCGAGUCGACGCCCGAAUACCAGCUCGUGAUGAAGCUGGAGAGCGACGUGGUGUGGACAAAGGCGAUGCGAAGGCUGUACUCGCUGGUUGCGCACUCGCUGAGGAAUAAUGAGCCGGUGCUGCUGGUGGGUGAGACGGGAUGCGGGAAGACGACGGUGGUGCAGUUGCUGGCGGAGGCGUUUGGGAAGACGUUGAAUAUUGUGAAUGCCCACCAGAACACGGAGACGGGGGAUAUCAUUGGUGCGCAGAGGCCGAUCAGAAACCGGACUGCGUAUACGGCGCAGUUGGUGGAGGAUCUGCUGGCAGUUGUGAGGGAUCACUCGACGAUAGAACAAUAUAACGCAGAUGCAGACUUGCAAAUGUUGCUUGAGGCAUAUUCCGCAUUGGACAAACAGAGCUUGAACAACAUUCCAGAGGAUCUCAGAUCCCGAAUUGAGCUCAACCGGAUACGAGUAAAGGCGCUAUUCGAAUGGAGCGACGGCAGUCUUAUCCAAGCAAUGAAGGAAGGGCAGUUCUUCCUGCUCGACGAAAUCUCACUCGCAGACGACUCCGUUCUUGAGCGACUCAACAGCGUGCUGGAACCACAGCGUGGAAUCCUGCUAGCGGAGAAGGGGCCCGAAGGGUCCGCAGUCACCGCCGUCGACGGCUUCCAAUUCCUGGCCACGAUGAAUCCCGGCGGCGACUACGGCAAGAAAGAGCUCUCGCCCGCCCUGCGGAAUCGUUUCACUGAAAUCUGGGUCCCCUCCAUGUCGGACUAUGACGAUGUCCUUCAGAUUGUGCGCGCGAAGCUGUCGCCAUUUGCGCUGCAGCAUGCAGAGACCAUUGUGAAAUUUGCGCAGUGGUUCUCAGAGACCUAUCAUUUUGCUUCUUCCACGAUCUCGAUCCGUGAUGUGCUGGCCUGGGCAAGGUUUAUCAACAUGUGCGACCCGCACAACGCCGCAUUCGGGCUGUUGCACGGCGCGGCGCUUGUCUUCAUUGACGGACUGGGCGCGAACCCGUCUGCGGUUCUCAUGUCCACUGCCGCCGAAGACCUAGCCAAGGAGAAGCGGAAGUGCAUCCUGAGGCUCUCAGAGCUGAGCAGCCAUGAUUUGGCGUCUAUCUAUGACCAGCCCUUCAGUAUGGCACUCGACGACGCCAGUCUACGUCUCGGGGGCUUUUCGCUCCCACGCAAGAUCGACUCUGUCGCAGACGUCUCGUUCAAUCUUGAGGCGCCAACAACGGGUGUCAAUGCUAUGCGGGUUGUCCGCGCGAUGCAGCUGCGGAAGCCAAUCUUGCUUGAGGGCAGCCCCGGUGUCGGGAAAACCAGUCUAAUCUCAGCCCUCGCAGCGGCGUCCGGAAACCCGCUCACUCGUAUCAACUUGUCUGAGCAGACCGACUUGAUGGACCUCUUUGGCUCCGAUGUUCCCGUCGAGGGCGGGCAGAGCGGGGAGUUCGCAUGGAGAGACGCACCGUUCCUACAGGCGAUGCAGAGGGGACAUUGGGUGCUCCUUGAUGAGAUGAACCUGGCGUCACAGUCGGUUCUAGAGGGGUUGAAUGCGUGCUUGGAUCAUCGUGGGGAGGCAUACAUCUCAGAGCUGGACCGCACCUUCAAGUGUCACCCAGAGUUUUGUGUCUUUGCGGCGCAGAACCCGCAUCAUCAAGGUGGUGGCAGGAAGGGGCUUCCGGCGUCGUUUGUGAAUAGGUUUACGAUUGUUUAUGUUGAUACACUGAAUUUGGAGGACUUGCAGUUGAUUGCGACGAGACUGUAUCCGGGUAUCCCGCAGGAUGAUGUGGCGAAGGUUAUUACAUUUGUGGUUCUGCUUGACCGCGAGGUCUCGCAGAAACGCAGCUUUGGGAGCUUAGGUGGGCCGUGGGAGUUUAAUUUGAGAGAUACACUACGCUGGCUUGGGCUUUUGUCUACAACAGAGGGACUGCUCGCUUUUCAGGACCCGUCAGAGUUUGUGAAUAUCGUCAUCAAGCAGCGGUUCCGAACCGUCGAGGACAGAGCCCGAGUUGACGAGCUGUUUGCCCAAGUAUUUGGCUUCGCACCCGCAAAGCGCCAUCUCUACCACCAGCUCUCAAAAGACCACUUCCAAGUCGGCCAUGCCCUCCUGCCCAGAAACAGCGACGCCCAGCCAGUACCAACCCAAAAGACCACACUCCUAAAGCGCAACCUGCGGUCUCUCGAGACCAUCAUGACCGCAAUCCAGCAGCGAACACCCGUCAUCCUCGUGGGUCAUUCGGGCGCGGGAAAGAGUAGCAUCAUAAAGCUGCUGGCAAGUGUUGCUGGCGCCGAACUUGACGAGAUUGCGCUGAACAACGACAUUGAUACAACGGAUAUUGUCGGCGGGUUUGAGCAGGUGGACAUCUCAAGGAGCAUCUCGGCCUUGUUUGCGGAGCUGCAGCGGUUCGUCGGUGAGUCGACGAUCCAGGCACUUCGCGGUGGAUUCGUCCCCGGGAGUGCGGUGUUGGGGCUGUUUGAUGCCGGUGCCUCAGAGGCUACAUAUGAUAUUGAGAGACUCCACCGUCUGCACACCGCCCUCACGGCCAUCGCCGCCGAGUCCGGAACAGAUCUAUUCUCCCGCUUCAUGAAACAGUGCGAGAUCUUGAUCUCACAAGCGCACCAAGCCUCCACCGCCCGCUUUGAAUGGGUCGACGGCAUGCUCAUCCACGCAAUUGAGCAAGGUAAGUGGCUCGUCCUCGACAACGCUAACCUGUGCAGCCCCUCCGUGCUCGACCGCCUCAAUUCACUACUCGAGCUCAACGGCUACCUCGUCGUCAACGAGCACAGUGACACGAGCGGGGAGCCGAAGAUCGUCCGCCCGCAUGCUAACUUUAGGCUGUUCCUUACCAUGGACCCGCGCCACGGCGAGUUGUCAAGAGCUAUGAGAAAUAGAGGAAUAGAGGUGUAUAUGGACGCGGGGGUCAUGGAACCUAUGCCGCCGGCCGCGCAGGAGGAUGAUGUAAGGCGGGUGGAGGAGGCCCGGUGGAUGGCCGAUGCUACGACGACGGAGGCGUGUAUGGCGGUGUAUAGUGAUGUUGACAGACUGGCUGCUACUUCUACUACUGACUUAGAUUCUGCUGCUGAUGUGUAUGAUGAGCUGCUGCGGGUGGUCUUUGACCAUUUACCCCGCGACCAGAUGAGCAUCCUGAAGAGAUGGAAGAUGCAUCUAGCUGCCGACAGGGUGGGCCCCGUCGUGGACGUAGUCAGUAGCGUAGAAGACAUGAGUGCGCAUCCGCGUUUGGCGGCGCUGCGUGCGGAGUUCUUGAGGACUGUGGCGGGCGAGUUGGGCCUUGGUCAGCAAUUUGGUGAUGCACAGCCAUUAAACCCCAUCCGUAACACAUCUCUUCUCUCCACCGGCUCAAGAAAGAACAAUGCCUCCGCCAUCAUCGCCCUAUCAGCGAUCCACGACCUCGCCCGCGAGAUCCUACACAUCAAGCGCGCCGAGGCCGACAUCCUCCAGCGCUCGACAACAACACGCAUGAAAGAGAUGACUUUCCUCGAGAAGUCGGCGUCAAAAUCCAAGACCUCCUCCACCAUCUCCUCCUCACAAUCAGCAUCGUCAGGCGUAGUGGGACUCCCGCUAUUCGCCUUCCUCACCGCCGUCCGCCGCUCCCUAGAAGCAUGGCUGACCGAAGUGGCAAUCGAAACAGACAAUAACACCCUCACACGCAUAACAGAGCUCCUCUCCCUAUGGCGUGACAUGGUCGCCCUGAGCAGCACCCACAACCUCAACGAGAGCAUCUUCCACGUGUACCUCUCGCUCCUCGAAUCAUGGAUCCACACCUCCUCGCCCACCCUCCCGCCAGCAAUACUGACCGCCACCGAGCGCGCGCUCGGCGGGUUCCGUGCGCCGCUGCGGCUCACGACGGGGUUCGCGAUGGAGGCGCUGUGGGGCGCGUUAAGGCCGUCGGUACCGGCGUCUGUGGAGGGCUGGGAGGCGUAUGGCCGCUUGCGCGGGAUUGCAGAUAGGUUUGAUGCCGUGGUUGGGAAGUUACAAGGUUCGUUUGAGACUGUAGCGGGGUUGAAGAGCUCGUUGAUGGAGGCCCUCACAGCGGUAUUGACGUCGGAAGUUGAAGUUGGGGAGUUGGAGGGGUUGGAGGGCGCGAUUGUGGGGUUGGAGGAGAGGGCGGGGAGGAGCGGCGUUGCGGCGAGGGAGUCGCUGUUGAGGAUGGUGUUUGACUAUUUGCUCAAGUUUAAGGCACUGGGCGGAGAGAAAUCGUUUAAUGAUACUUUGACACUCGGACAUUUUGCGGGGAGAACUACGGCUAGUUUGUUGGGAUAUCAGGGCCAGGAGACAACACUAAGGACUGCCUACAAGCAAGUUUUGGAGGACAUCUACGAAUAUGACUUUACCUCAACAGGCCCUCGAGGCCUACUCCAAGGACGCUUUACGCUGGAGAUGCUACGCACAGGUCAAGCUGCCAAAAACUCGUUUAUUGGACAGCUCAGCAAACUCAAUAUCGAACUCGGAGCACUUUCAAAGCAGUUCACACAAUUGACGCAGCAGGUGGCUAGUGAUCAACUGUUGCAGCUGAAUAUGCUGCUUUUAUCAAAUACGAAGAAGAUCUUUGAGCUCCAUUCCGGGUCGUACAGCGGCGAUAAUUACACAAUGCUCACUUCAGCGCUUGAGAACCUAGAGCUUGCACUCAACGGGGGUUCAAAUGCCCAUGAAGGUCUCGCUCUAGCUACAGCAACUUUAGACGUCGCAUUUAAAUCCGUAGUCGACGAACAUCUCGCCCGCGUACUCAACUGCCUUGCUGCAAUUCCACAAGCGCUCACAUAUUCACAAGCCCUGGAACUAUCCGGAAAAGCCUGGACCCACUACGCCCUCGGAUGCUUGAAGCUCUACGUGCCCAAUGUCGCAUUCGACCCCGCAAUGAAGCGCCUCGUCCAGCGCGAGCGCUACCUCAAGCGGAAGACCGAGCUCCACAACAAGAUUGCGGCCGAAAAGAUCUUCGAGCUAAGGUUCACCGGCCAACAAGACAACGCCCAGACUCAAAUGCUAGAGAAACGUCUCGCGGACCUCGGUGAAGAGCCGCCCAACUCGUUGGUUGUGCGUCCCGCAGAGUCGGAGAUGACGCAGCUCCAGGGGGAUAUGAUUAACCUUCUUCAAGUGGUUGUAAACACGAGUCCUCAUGAGCGUUUGCUACCGUCUAUUUUGGGACGUAGUGCGAGUUAUAGGGAUGAAGAGGCAUUGUUCCAGAAGAAUUUGUCACAGAUCAUUGAGAGGCUGCGCCGCGGAUAUCCGCUUUAUAAGGAUCUGGUUGAUCCUAUCCUUGGCUUCCUGUAUUCCUUGAAGAUGGGUCUGUCGCUUUCUGCUAUGGAGGCAGAUGAAUCGAGCCUUGCGUUAUCUCUUAUUGAGCCAAGUGUUCCGGAGGUAUUCAACCAGCAGGUGCUAGACGACCGGGAAGAUAUCAAGCUGCUGCGACUAUGGCAGAUUGCAGCUCACCAGAACAUCGAGGGCUACGAGAACACUAAGCAGACGUCCAACAAGACCGUCCAUGGCAUCCUACAAGGCUUCUUCGAAGCCUGGAAAGUCAAGACCCAGAAAGAGCAAGAAGAGGCGGCCGCGAAUGCAAGCUUGUACAGAUACACAGGCGAGGAAGAAAACGCUGACGAGACAGAGCUUGCCGCGAUGUUUCCUGCUUAUGAAGAUGACGAGGAGAGAGAGAAGGAAAAGGGAAAACCUGCCGGUUCUCAGCACCGAGAGCUUGCUUGCCAGAUCGCCCAGUGCCAUUCCGCAAUCCAUCUUACCGCAGAGUCAGAACCUACAAGCCUCUCAUCAUUGAUUCAACGUGGUGUUUCUGCUCUAGUCAAAUCUGUAGGAGAAGAGAGCUCUUUCUGCAUCUCGCCAGGAAAGACUGAGGUAUUCUUACCAGCUAUUAUCCUCUCUUUGAAGGAGACCUCACAAUGGAUCAACGGAGUGACCUCCCAAACCUAUGACUUCUACACCGAGGAGAACCUAGAGCAAGCCCGGAAGUUGGUUGUGAUUGUCGAGAAAGCCCACGCGCGGUUAUCAGUUCUAGCCGAAGCAUGGCCAGAGCAUGUCACUAUCCAAGAUGCCAUGGAGGUCUGCCAAGAGAUCCUAGAUCUCCCCAACUCCACUCCGAUUGCACAGUCCCUGGUUAAGGUCGAAAAGCUGCACGAGCAUUUGAACGAAUGGCAGGGCGUUGCAAGCUCUGAAUUUUCCGCCGCGGAGCACUUUGAUGCUGUUACGCAACUGAUCAUCAGCUGGCGCCGCAUCGAGCUAUCAGCAUGGCCACGCCUGUUUGAUAUCGAAGAUGAAAAGUGCCGUGCAGAGGCGAACUCAUGGUGGUUCUACGUUUAUGAGAGCGCCAUUGCGAACCCUCUUCAACUGCUCUCUGAAGGUCAAAAUCUGAAAGAGCAUGUUGAGCAACUCCUCACAACCCUAGUAGCUUUCAUAGAGACAUCUUCGAUCGCCCAGUUCCCACAUAGAUUGCAGCUUUUAAACGCGUUUGAGCAGCAUGCUCUUCGCUUGUCUGAUGAGUUCCUUGCCAUGAAUCUGGUACAGAAGGGACUGCACAACCUUGUCGCGUACUUCUCACAAUAUGCAUCCGAGGCUAAAGAAGCUACAGCAAAGUCUCGAAAGAAGUACCAAAAAUCGAUGAGUGAUGUUGUCUUACUUGCCAGCUGGAAGGACACAAACAUCCUAGCGCUUCGUGAUAGUGCCAAACGCUCACACAAGAAGCUUUUCAGAGUUGUUAAAGGAUACCGCCAGGCAAUCAAUCAGCCAAUGGCCCCGCUUAUCUUGGCCGGCAUGCCUGAAGGCUCUGCCGAAAACUCUGCCACAAACGGAGUAUUACCAGAGCCUAAUAACGAGCUGUCUAUCGAUUUCGAAUUAAUCAAGGCAAUCUACGAGAAAUCCGUGAAGAAAUGGACCGAGAGGCCAGCACGUCUUCAAGACCUCCCAGCAGCAGUCCAGAUGAUGAAGCGUGUUGCAAAGAUUCCCGAAGAUCGGGCCGAGACGAUCAGCUUUAUCGAAGACUUCUCAUCUUCAAUUAUCUCCACAAUCAAGCAACUUCAAUCCGAGACUCCAGGAACCCUGAACGAUGAAACUAAGGAUAUUGCCAAACAUCUCAAGACUAGGAAACGAAAGGCCUUUGCAGAUGCUCUGAAAGAACUCAAGAACAUGGGUCUCAAAUCAAACCUGAGUGCUGCCCUACUAGGCAAGCAAGCUACCCUUGAGCGUCUCCUGGCCAUAGCAGACCCUCUUGAAAACAGCCAAACUGGCACCCAAGGCCACUCUGAAAAUCACUACUUCCUUCGCAUAGCAGAGAUCUUACCAAAAAUCCGAAAGGCAGUCGUAGAGCAUUCACCAGACUUGACCAGCGCAGAAGUCGCAAGAAGUGUGGGAUUCAUUGAAAACUUGCUUUCCCUAUCACUCGACCAGCGUUCUUCAAUCUCGUCUUCACUGAAAGAACUUGAACUAGCGCAAUCCUCAAUGGCCAGAUACAAUACUCUCUCGAAUUUUAACAUUGGGAAUGCCAACCUAUAUGGAAGCAAGGAUCUUCAAUCUUAUGCCGACCUCCAGAGACGAUUCCAAUGGAUUCCAAAGGUAUUGGGCUUAGUAGCCGAACUACUAACAAUUCACUCCGAGUUUAGCGGCAAGACAUUCGAAACAGCCAAUGAACUCAUCAGUAGCGCUCAAAAGUCUGCCAAUAGGGUCAAUGAUCGAUUUUCCGCCCAAAAGCAGACCCUCGUUCACACUGGAAUCUGGGAAGGUUCUGCGAAGGUUCUUCUUGAAGAAGCCCAAUCAACACUUAACCUCAUCGAGGGUAGCAUGAAGACCAUAAGAAGUGACAACCCAGAGAUCGCAUAUACCACAACUCAAGUAUUGCCAUGGGUUUCUCUCACCGCCUCGGAACUCCAACCACAAACCAAUGGCGCAGUGUCUGAACCUACAACGCUUCAAGCUUUAGACGCAUCACUCAAGACACUCUCUGACUCGAUCUUUGUUGCCCUCCAGCAGCUCAAAGAGGCUCAAGCAACCUAUCCUCCCUCGAUCCAAGAUCCUGGAUGGCUCCUUCGGCAUCAAUCCGCAAGCUCAGGCAGUCUGAAAGCUUUGCACACAAGCGCGAUCACACGCAGGAUUGACGAUGUCAUUACCCUUACUUCCCAACUACAGCAGUCUGAUCUUUCGAACUCUCAAGCUGUUCGUGCACUUUUCGCGGCCUAUCAGCCCAUCAUCCAAGAGUACACAGAAAUCUCUUGCAGGACAGUACAGGAAGCGCUUUCACAGUAUCGCUCUAUCUGCAAGACCACCUAUAUCCUGAGUACUUCUGCAUCAACAUUGAUUUCUAAGGGUUUCUGUAUGCCCCAAGAAAAGGGCGACCCUGAAGGCGGUAACACAGAUAAUGUCGAAGGCGGAACUGGACUCGGCGAAGGUGAAGGUCAAGAUGACAUCAGUAAAGACAUUAAAGCAGACGAAGAUCUUUCCGAGUUGGCGCAGGAGAAAGAUAAAGAGAAGAGAGAUGAGGAAAUUGAGGACGAGAAGGAUGCAAUUGACAUUGAAGAUGAAAUGGAGGGAGAAAUUGGGGAUAUGGCAGAUAAGGAGGAUGACGAAAAGGGCUCGGGUGACGAAAAGGAGGACGAUGAUAUGGAUGAAGAAACCGGUGAUGUAGAUGACCUAGAUCCCGACGCGGUUGAUGAAAAGCUCUGGGACGGAGAGGCCGAUGAUGAUGCCCGUGACAAGGAAGGAGAUGGUAUGAAAGACCAGCAGAAGCAAGGAGAAGAUAUGGAAGCAAAGAAAGAGAACGGAAAGGAGAAACAAGGAGAGGAAAUGGAGAGCAAAGAAGACGAGGAUGGUGAAGAAAGUGAAGGCGAAGGCGCAGAUCAGGAAGAUGACGUCCGGCAGCAAGACGAUAACGAAAAGACAGACGCCCAUGUGCCGGAAGUCGACACACUUGACCUGCCAGAAGACAUGGAACUUGAUGGCGACGAAAAGAGUGGAGGAGAAGAAGAGGAGGAUGAUAUGAAGAUGGACGAUCUUUCAGACGUUGACGACGAAGGGGAGGAAGUGAAGCAAGAUGACAAGGGUGAUAAGCAAGACAGCUUCCCUGACCUUGACGAUCCCGAGAAACAAGGCGAAGAGGGAGAGCCAGAAACUGAGAACCAGGAGGAGAGACAGGAAAAUGAAGGCGAGGAGAACGGUGAAGGCGAAAAGAAUGAUGAGGAGCCGGAGGAAGAGAACAAGGAGGAAGGAGCUGAUGAGCCAGAACCGGACAGCCUCUUGACAACCCGCGACGAACAAGACGCAAAAGAGGGUGAAGAAACUGCUCCUAGCGACUUACAAGGCGUUGAAGGAGGUAAUGAUGAGCAAGAUGCCAACGAACAAACCUCAGCUCAAAGGGAAAGCGGCGAGGAUGCAAAGUCCGGCGAAACAAAUGGCAAAGGAGCAGAUGAAGCCCAGGCACAAGAGGAGACUACUGGACAAGCGUCAGCGCAAGAGUCUGAACGCCCUGAUGAAAAAUCCAACAAAAAGGAUGAACAGACUGAAGCGGAGUCGUCGUUCCGCAAAGUUGGUGACAUGCUCGAGAAGUGGCACCAACAGCGCCGCCAAAUCCUCAACGCUAAAGAAGAAGAUGAGGAGCGCCCUCAGGUUGAAAACAUGGAAAUCGAUGAUCCCGAAUUUGAACAUUUGCCCAACGAUGAUACGAAAGCUGAUACACAGGCCCUUGGUGCUGCAACCGAAGAACAAGCUCACUCUUUAGACGAGUCCAUGGCGAUCGAUUCUGGUGCUCAAGAAGCCCAAGAAGCAUUUGAAGACAUGGAGCCAGAAGCAGCAGAGGAUCCAGAUGCGAAGGAUGGCGAAGACAACGAAGCCCUUCCUGAAGCCCAACAACCAGCAGGCGAUGAGCAAGAAACCCAAGCUGGUGCAAUGAUUGGUGAAACCAGAGAGCAACGUGCCCAACGCCAGCAGAAAACCGAAGAGACCAUGGAUCUCGACGAAGUUGAAGAAACCUCUGAAACUGCUCCUGUCAUUGACAUCAACCAAGAAUCGGCACUUACUGAAUUCGGCUCAACCCGUUCAAGAGAGGAAGCGCGUCAACUAUGGCAACAGUACGAACAGUCAACUAAAGAUCUCUCUAUGGGUCUCUGCGAGCAACUUCGUCUCAUCCUUGAGCCAACUCUUGCAACCAAGAUGCGCGGCGAUUUCAGAACUGGAAAGCGUCUCAACAUGAAGCGCAUCAUCCCUUACAUCGCGAGUCAGUACAAGAAGGACAAGAUUUGGAUGCGCAGGACAAAGCCAAGCAAACGCCAGUACCAAGUCAUGAUCGCUGUAGACGACUCCAAGUCAAUGGCAGAAUCGGAAUCAGUGGCACUCGCAUUCGAGACUGUGGCCCUGGUUGCAAAAGCACUUAGUCAGCUAGAGGUCGGGCAAAUAUCAAUCGUUUCUUUUGGAGAAACCACUCGUCUCAUCCAUCCAUUCGACCAGCCGUUUACUUCAGAGUCCGGUGUCAAGGUCUUUGAGCGCUUCCAGUUUGACCAGUUGAAAACAAACGUCAGAACCCUCCUCGACACUUCCAUGGGCAUCUUUGAAACCGCAAAAGUCAAUUCCAGCGCGGAUCUAUGGCAACUAGAGAUCAUCAUUUCCGACGGUGUUUGCGAAGACCACGAGACACUGAAACGCCUGGUCCGGAGAGCGCAGGAGGAGAAGAUCAUGAUUGUGUUCGUCAUCUUGGACUCUGUCAGGGAUAAGAGUAUCCUGCACAUGAAGCAAGUGAGGUUCGAGACGGGUGCAGACGGCACACAGGAGUUGAAGAUGGAAAGGUAUCUAGAUACUUUCCCGUUCGGGUUCUAUCUUGUGGUGAACGAUAUCAGAGAGUUGCCGGGAGUGCUUGCGUUGGCGUUGAGGCAGUGGUUUGCGGAGGUUGCGGAUGCAGGGAUGUGA